Molecule: messenger RNA, 2280 nt
Organism: Teleopsis dalmanni
Lineage: Eukaryota; Metazoa; Arthropoda; Insecta; Diptera; Diopsidae
Product: protein lozenge
Exons: 5
Coding region: 221-2044 (607 amino acids)
Biological process (GO): regulation of DNA-templated transcription
Cellular component (GO): nucleus
Molecular function (GO): DNA-binding transcription factor activity, RNA polymerase II-specific; RNA polymerase II cis-regulatory region sequence-specific DNA binding; ATP binding
Source: RefSeq, a predicted model, not a curated record
UAAAAAAACUAAAAUAACGCUAUAGCGUAAAAGGUUAAACAGACGUUAACCGAGCUCGAUUGAUAAAAUAUUUUACGCGAAAUACGUCAUUGGAACAACGACGUCUACGCUUCGGACUGGUUUGGUUUUGAUCAUCUAUUCAUACCGAUCAUUAUUAUUUCUCUGCACACGUGUUAAUAUCGCCGCCAAAAUAGCUCCCAAAAAUUCUUAUCAGCACCGAAUGCAUUUACCUAGCGGUACUGCAGUCACUGCAGCCUAUAGUGGUUCAACAGUCCACAAUCUAAUUGGUCCGCCUAGUGCCACAACAAUGGUAACAUCUUCCACAUCGCCCGCCGACUGGACUUCACCGCAGCUCUACAAGUGUGAGGCGAUGCCCGCAAGUAAUGCUAGCAUUGGCAGUAGUUCACCCACCGGCGGUGCCAGCAACGGUACCGCAAAUAGUGCUAAUAGCGGUAAUAACAAUAGCAGUUGUAGUAAUAAUAAUAGUGCAAUACAUCAGGGUCUAUGGUGGACCGAGCAUUCAGUGUUGCAAGCACAACAGGAAUUUCCAAAUGAAUUGGUGCCCACGAGCAAUCCAUACAUCCUGUGUUCAGCGCUACCCUCGCACUGGCGUUCGAAUAAAACGCUACCCUUGGCCUUCAAAGUGGUUGCACUGGUGGAUGUGGGCGAUGGGACAAUUGUAACAAUACGUGCUGGAAAUGAUGAAAAUUACUGCGCUGAACUGAGAAAUUGCACAGCAGUGAUGAAGAAUCAUGUAGCCAAAUUCAAUGAUCUCCGUUUUGUUGGACGCAGCGGCAGAGGCAAAAGUUUUACUCUAACAAUCACCGUUGCAACAAGUCCGCCACAGGUGGCUACCUAUGCCAAAGCCAUCAAAGUCACCGUUGAUGGACCGAGGGAGCCACGUUCUAAGACAAGUCCUCCCGGCACUCAUCAAUUUCGAGGUUUGAGCUUAGGCUUUCCAAAUAAUUUUCGUGAAUUCGAUCCAUUACGCACACCAAAGGCUCCGACAGCUUCCAGUACGAGGUUAUCGCAAUUAAGCAGCAAUCACUCAUCGUCGAAUAGUACAAUAAAUGCUGAUUACCAAGACUAUAAACCAAAUGCACCGCAGAUACAAGAAAACAAUCUGAUGGGCGCUGCUGAUUGGACUGGUUAUGGGCAUGGCACAGCAACUUCAUCAACCGCUUACUCUACUUAUCACCACCAGCAUCCACACCAUCAUCAUCAACUACACGCUGGACUGCCUCCACCACCGACAGCACCCACAGCUGCCCCAGUAUUCAAUACACCUUCAGCACUUUCACACUACGGUAGCAUGUCAAGUUAUGAUACUAACGCCGCUGCACUCGCCGACCACGCCAACAUACACUUACCAACUGUGCUCACAGACAUGCAACCGUUCUGUUCUUCCACAGACUACGCGCACACAGGCAUAGCGCCGACAGUUGCUCCUAGUAGUGCAAUAGUACCACACGCACCAGCACCACCAAUCUGUAGUCCGACUUACGGCUCAAGUAAAUCCGAUAUUGAAACACUAAAUGCCGGCUAUACAUCGUACAAUAAUUGGUCCAAUGGCUAUAAUAAUUAUCAAUACGGUAGUUGUCCUGCACAGGCACACUAUCCCUCACGUACAGGACCUGCAAUGAUGAUUUGUCCGCAAUUAUAUUCCGUCAACCAAAAUCAAAUACACCUACAUUUACACGGUGGUGAUAAACUGGAGUUGGGACUUGAGAAUUCGCUUAUGAUCAGUUCACUAGGUGGCAGUCGGUCUGGUAUCGAAAUAGGUGUAGGCACCACUGAUCAUGAACAAAGCACACAUUUGCAAGAUAGCCAAAGUAGUGCUAGUGGUCUUACUGAUCAGCAACAACAUCAUCAUCAUGUCAGUCAGCAACAGCAGCAGCAUGAACUGCAAGCGCAACAUCAGCAUCAACACUUGGAAAGUCAACACCCAGAGGUCCCCGUUAGUGAGCAAAUAACACAUACACAACGUGAUGAAGAUGUUGGUGAUAUGGGCAAUGUGUGGCGUCCAUAUGGGAAUAUGCUAUAAAUGACACCAACACCAACGUAUGCUGGAGCACUAGGCGUUGGUGUUGGAUAUCAGCUGGGAACAGGAGUUGGAUUAAAAAAGACUUAUCUGCACAUUGAACUGAAUCGAUAUUAAAAACAAAUUAUUGUAGGGAAAGAAUUUGUAAAUUUAAGAUUGAAUUGAGAGAUAAUGAACUAACUUCCGAUUAAUUUUUAGAUUAUGUAUAUAUAAAUAUUAUUCUGUGUAUAUAUAUAACC